AUUACGCCCACAAUUCAUUGCGUGACGACUGCGACAUUCGACGACAAUCGCAGGGCGUAUUGACAAAUUCUUCCCGAAUUUUCGACAUGUUUUAGGACCAAAAAUCCCAUCUUUAUCGUAAAUUUAGGGAAACUGCCUCUCAGGUUCCCAUCAUGAGUGAGCAGAAGGAGCGAGGAGACGACUCAGGCGGAGAACUGUGGACGUCAAGUUGGGAGCAACAAUGUCUGGACGAGUUGGAUAGCGAACCGAACUUGGACGAAAGGUUGCCGCAGGAACGGCAAUUUGCGGCCGACCAGCUGUGGUACAGCUUCCAAGCCUGCGCAAGUGCCGUCACGCAUCUUUACAAACUAGAACGUCUGAGUAGUCCAUCCAAUGCCCUACCUCUUUGGCUGUCAUUUCAGAAUGCUGCCAGUUCAGUAACCAAAAUGUAUAAAGAUAGCCUAGAAGCACACAGAAGAACCAGCGAGUUUGGCACCCAGAUCGGGCACCAGCGCCGCACCCGGGACAUCGUGGGCUGGGUCAAGAAGCGCAGACGCUACAUCAAACGGGAGGACCUCCUUGCGUUUCUCUGCGGCAAAGUGCCCCCGCCCAGGAUUCGGCCCAGUCCGAUAGGCCGGGGCGGCAUGGCUGACCGGGCCUCACCCAGGUCCCACACACAAGGGCACGAUGUUGGACACUCGGUGGAAGCCAUGGACGAUCUGCAACCCUUCAGAGAAGCUUUAGCAUUACAAGGUUUAAAUGGAGCUAUGGCCAACGUGGGUGUCUCCCAGUCGCCCCCGCAUCACUCCCAUUCACGCCGUCGCCAUGGAAAUGUACUAGAUCUCUUCCCCGACGAACUCUUUGCCCAUCCCGACUCUCGGAAGAGAAACCCCUCGCCGGGCGAUGUUCACAUGGACUCCCCUUCUCAUAAACGCAACCGGCUACUAUGAGGCCAAGCGGAGUCACGCUCUCAGUAGGUGUACAAACUAAGAAGAAAAAAAAAAGUUAAAAAAAAUAUAGAGAACAAAUUAAUGUAUUAUUAACAGGUUUUUGGGUGCCACUUUUGGAAAAGCAUUGCAUUGAACAGUGUUUGGAGCAAAACGUGUCUGUGAGUUGGCCAGGGAGCAUCUUGUCUUUUUGUUUCACCGAACGGGGCAAACAGACCAGUGAUGUGAACGUGGAGAUCGUCAUUUUAUGAGUUCCUGCGAAGCUGUGCAUUGAGUAGGUGUUGUGGUGCAUCUGUUCUUCGUAUAUUGCGCCAAGUGUCUAUCAAACUGGUUGGUGUAUGCCACACACGCUGGCAGAGCAGACCGUGACUUGGACCGUGAACAUCUGUCAGGAUCUGGAAUCCAGCUUGUUCAAUUGAGACACGAUUUAACAGCAAAACGAAACUCGGCAAUGUGAAAUCAUUAUUAUUAUUGAAAGUAACCAUAAUUUCACAAUUCAAGGCAUGUUUACCAUAAACCAGUGUAUAAAUAAUUUUUUUUCUCUGACCAAAAAUGUUCCAUUACAGGCUCAGCAAAGUUAAAAAAAAAAAAAAAAAAAA
Patiria miniata (bat star) is the source of this 1525-nucleotide messenger RNA. Its product is annotated as UPF0472 protein C16orf72 homolog. The record is from RefSeq and is a predicted model, not a curated record. NCBI's taxonomy places the organism in Eukaryota, Metazoa, Echinodermata, Asteroidea, Valvatida, Asterinidae. Bases 153 to 929 code for a protein of 258 amino acids. The transcript has 4 exons.